CAGCAAAUACGAAGAAGGCAGACUCUCUCUUUCAACUCUUUAACCCAAAUCGCACGAUACUUCUCUCCUCGCCUCUCUUCUCUUCUCUCUGCCCCCCAAAUAAUUCCAUUUCUUCUUUAUCUCCCUCAUUUCUCAGCCUCUCCUCUGAAUUCAACUACACACACACUUUCUCUCUUUCUAAAAAUGGGUUCCGGCACUAGUCGACUGGGGAGGCGCCCAUCACGGACCCUAGUGAAUCGCAGUCACCGCUCCAGCUUCUUCUCUUCUCUCAUCUGCGGUGGCUCCUCUUCUCGCGCUACUCUCGAGAUGGAAAGUCAUCCAGAUGAAAUUCUCAUAAAUUCUGCCAAACAUAGUGAUCUGAUCACCAAUGAAAUCUGGAAUCUUGCAGAGGAGUCUUCUUUCUGUUCUGGUGUCGGAGCAAGGCCUACUAGCUCGCUUGCUGUAAUUGGAGCGUCAUCUGAAAGCAGUAUCACAGUUGGUGAGGGAACUUUUGCUCAAGAUGGUCUGAGAAGUAAUGGAAGCAGUAAUCAAGGGAUGUCUGAAAGUAAGGAGUUAGUUACUCCCUAUAAGGUAAGUGACAAUUGUAGUCGUGAUGAAUCUUAUAGGUGUAUAAGUAGUACUGAAGCUAGUACUUCCUUUAAAGAACAAGAGUCUUCAGAUCCUGUCUCUGUAAAUGUUUCUUCUAACAAGGAUGCAGUCAAUGGCAUUGACAAUUCAGAGGACAAGGAUGGUUCCCGUAUCUGUCCUGAGAUCACACAUCCCAGCAUUUCAUAUUCUCAAGGACCUGGAGGUUCACAUGGUGAUGGGGUUUCUGUUGAGAAUCAUAUGAAUCAAGUAACAGGCAUGUUUACUUCUGAUUCUGAUCCUACUCCUCAUAGGUCUGAGGGUCCAGCAACUUUUCACUCUCUAGGCGAUGAAUCUAUACAAGAAGCAAUACCUUCGGGUUUAGGAUUUCUUGUGGCUAAUAGGGAACAGGACCAGAUAGAUGGAAAUGUGCUACAUGUAGAUGUGGUAAGCAUCUCUUCGAGCAUUUUGUCUAGCAGCACUGCUGACACAAGCAGUCAUGAGGCCAGAAGAAACAGUAGAAGACUAUUUUGGGAUGCAUUUUCAAGACGUAGUUCCAGAAGGCAUCUUGAUUCUCCAACCAUUGUCUUCUCAACAGAUAAUAGUGAUGAUCCCCUAUCUCAUGAUAGAUGGCUCCUUGAUUUCAGUGGUGAUUUUUUUGAUAAUGGGAUGGGCAGUGAUUCUGGAUACUUAGGCAGUAGAAUUCACAGCAUGAAUGGACAAAGGAGACCCUCGAGAUCUGAGAUCUGGGAAAGGCUUCGUGGUGGCCUUGAUGAGCACAGUCGGAGGACUUUCUGUCCAUCUGGACUCCAUCCUGAUGGCACAUGCUUAUGUGAAUCAUUGCCCACAACUGAGGAGCCUAGCAGUCGUGCAAGUAUAUCACGGAUAGUCAUGCUCGCUGAAGCUCUUUUUGAGGUUUUGGAUGAAAUUCAUCGCCAGCCUGUGUCACUUUCCCUAUCAAUGGUAUCCCUACCAGCUCCAGAAUCAGUUGUUGACUCUUUCCCUCUUAAGAAUCACAAAAAGGAGAAGAGAGUUGAGGGCAGUGAUGAUGUUGAACAGUGUUAUAUAUGUCUAGCCGAGUACGAGGAAGGCGAUAAGAUAAGAGUUCUUCCUUGUCACCAUGAGUAUCACAUGUCCUGCGUCGACAAAUGGCUUAAAGAGAUACAUGGGGUAUGUCCACUCUGCCGAGGAGAUGUCCGUCUGGGUGCCAAUGAGCCUUCUGUCUCCGCCAUGGAUUCUUCUGUCCCAAAUCCAGAAGUCCCUUACAUUUCAUAGAAUUGUAUAUAUGAAUGUAAAUAACCAAUGCGCUCAGUUCACAGUUUAUAAAUCCUUGAAUGUAGCACCAUAUCAUAAAGAAAGUCAGUCUGUAGAAUUUUAUAGAAGGCCGAAGAAAGUGAUUCUAAUGGCUUUGAUAUUUUGUUCCA
Messenger RNA from Manihot esculenta (cassava), 1988 nucleotides. RefSeq lists its product as uncharacterized. The record is from RefSeq and is a predicted model, not a curated record. The coding region runs from base 184 to 1839 and encodes 551 amino acids. Lineage: Eukaryota; Viridiplantae; Streptophyta; Magnoliopsida; Malpighiales; Euphorbiaceae. The transcript has 6 exons.